Messenger RNA from Pelobates fuscus (common spadefoot toad), 2752 nucleotides. RefSeq names its product N-glycanase 1 (gene NGLY1). NCBI's taxonomy places the organism in Eukaryota, Metazoa, Chordata, Amphibia, Anura, Pelobatidae. Gene Ontology annotation, biological process: protein quality control for misfolded or incompletely synthesized proteins; glycoprotein catabolic process; protein deglycosylation. The transcript is spliced from 12 exons. The coding region runs from base 77 to 1969 and encodes 630 amino acids. Gene Ontology annotation, molecular function: peptide-N4-(N-acetyl-beta-glucosaminyl)asparagine amidase activity. The record is from RefSeq and is a predicted model, not a curated record. Gene Ontology annotation, cellular component: cytosol; cytoplasm; nucleus.
GGCGCUGCCCGUGUUUCCGGCUCUCCCAGCCCCUGCCUGCCGGUACUCCCAUAGACUCCCCCCGGGUGAAGCCGCGAUGGCCGCCUCCCUGUCCCCGGCCCUGGCCGAGCUCUGUCAGAACGGGCGGGCCGUGUUCCUGGACGCCUCCCAGCUGCUGCUCACCUACGCCGACAACAUCCUCAGGAGUCCAAAUGAAGAAAAAUACAGAUCAAUAAGGAUUGGGAACACUGCAUUUUCCACAAGACUUUUGCCAGUGAGAGGAGCCAUUGAGUGCUUGUUUGAAAUGGGAUUUGAAGAGGGAGAAACCCAUCUUGUGUUUCCUAAAAAGGCACCUGUUGAGAAGCUCCGCAUGGUUCGAGACUGUAUUGCCACAGAGAGAAACAAGAUGAUGAAUACAUCCAACAUAACACAGCCAGCCUCCGCUAAAACACAGUCCGCUCCAAACCAAAUCCCUGCGAAUAAAACACUACAAACAGCAGAAGAUCCUUCCAACUUCUUGGCGUCUGAAAUACAGUUUUUUAAGAUGUUACAGUCAAAGGCCCACCAUGUGCUGGUAUAUGAGCUGCCUAGACUCCAGCAAAAAGCCUUAGAAAAGAUCCCCGUCUCUGAACUGAAGAAGUCGGCGCAGGAAAAGUUGGUUGAUGCCAAAAGCUACGAGCCUGAUACCAUUGUGACCGAAGAAGAUUUCUUGCUUUUGGAGUUGCUACGAUGGUUUAAAGAAGACUUUUUUCAGUGGGUGAACAGUCUGCCAUGCAGUCUCUGUGGGGGGCCAACCCAAUCAAAAGAACCCUUGACUCCUACUGAAGACGAUCUGAGAUGGGGAGCAGAUCGUGUUGAAAACCAUUACUGUGACAAAUGCCAACACAGCAAUAGAUUCCCAAGAUACAAUGAUCCUGAAAAGCUUCUGGAGAGCAGACAGGGUCGUUGUGGGGAGUGGGCCAACUGUUUCACACUGUGUUGUAGAGCUUUGGGAUUCGAAGCCAGAUAUGUGCUGGAUUCUACAGAUCAUGUCUGGAGUGAGGUGUACUCUUCAUCUCAAAACAGAUGGCUUCACUGUGACCCCUGUGAAAAUACUUGUGACAAGCCUCUACUGUAUGAGAUUGGGUGGGGGAAGAAGCUCUCCUACAUCAUCGCGUUCUCUAAGGAAGAGGUUGUGGAUGUCACCUGGAGAUAUUCAUGUAAACAUGAAGAUGUGAUUUCUAGAAGAACAAAAGUUCGAGAAAGUUGGCUGCGAGAAACAAUUACUGCUCUUAACAAUACGAUGCAGCAGUCCUUACCAGAAACCAGAAAGAAGGAGCUUCUUGGAAGACUGAUUGUAGAGUUGGUAGAGUUCAUGUCUCCUAAGGUCCCUAAACCCGGCGAAUUAGCAGGCAGGGUAUCGGGAUCAUUAGCCUGGAGAGUGGCACGGGGUGAAAGUGGUUUAAAGAGCAAGAACAGCGUAGUUUUUGUCCCAUCUGAAAAGGAGCAAACCAAGAAGCGUUUCCAUCUUCAGUAUAACAUCGUGGAGGAUGCCUACAGGAGAAUAACAAGUAGUAAUGAAGUCAUUUCUGGCUGGGAAAAUGGAACCUUUAAGAAUGAGUCUAUGUGUCGGAAAGUGGAAAAUGACUGGAAAAUGGUUUAUUUAGCACGUACGGAAGGGUCAUCAUCGGCUAGAAUUGGUUGGAAGUUUGAAUGUGCUUCGGUGGGGCUCAGAGUGGAACAUCUAAGCGUUCGCACCAGUAGUCAGUGUUUCCAAAGCGGUAAAAUAACAUGGAAGCUGUGUUCUGAUACUAUAGAAGUAGAAGUAAACCCUGAUAAAGAUAUUCAUUCGUAUACGGAGUUUCUAAAUGUAUCUGAAGUGGUGUUAGAAGCCGAAUUAAGUGGAGGAGAUGGAGAUUCGGCAUGGCAGCAUACUCAACUCUUCAGAGAAACCUUAGACGAGAAAGACAAUUCUUUUGAAAUUAUUAUAACCCUUAAAGAAGAUCCAUAGCGAAUGUGUUCUUUUUUCUACAAGAGAAUUGUUUGACUUGAGAAAAAAAAGCCAUGUUUAAAAUUUUUUGAAGGCUAGGUUUUAUGGUUACAGAAUUGGUAUGGUAUGCAAAAAAAGACACCUAGGUAUAAAAGAAAACUCCCAAUUUUAAAAAUGUAGCUUUACAAACACAUGACUAAACAUGGCCUCCCAUGGACGGCAUCUAAUUAACUUGCACGGUUGUAUAAACUGGCCUCAAUAAUAACACUCGAUAAAAAUCACAGUUGGGAAACAAUAUCAAGGGUUACGUUUUUAAGAUAUUUAAUGCAGGAAUGUUAUUGUUUGUAUUUAUUCUGCUUUUAUUGUGAAGGGUAACCCACCCCAAAUAUUUUAUAUCUUUCAUUAUUUUAUUUUGAACAGUUUUAAUAACACAAUGCAUUCAUUUUAAAAGCUAUGAUUGUUUUUUUUUUAUGUAGUUUCUACUGAUUUUUACCAAUUUAAAGUGAAAUUUAAAAGGCCCCAAAUUAAUAAAGUACUGGUUAAUGGCAACAACUUUAAUGUUUCGGUUAUUAUUCAAUAUUUUAUUAUUGAUGUAUGUAAAAUCUGGGGUUACAUUCUCAUCAGCAAGAUCUUAUUGAACAUGUUAGCAUAGAGGGUGAUUAAUACAAUUUGCAUCACUUACAUCAUUGCUCCCAUUUAUGUGAUGUGGAAUAUAGGGCGUGCCUGCAGGAUUUGCCUAAAGAAAAUAGAAAUGUGUUUUUUGUCUUGAUUAUUUAAAUAAAGCAUCUAUAUUUCUACAAUUUA